AUGGCAAACGGUAUUGGUAGGUGCUUACGUGAGUGGGGGAUAAAUAAGAUCUUCACUGUCACAGUUGAUAAUGCAAGCUCAAAUGAUGUGACAGUAAAAGAAUUAUCUAAGCAAUUAACAAAAAUGGGAACUAAUUUGAUGAAUAGUACUCACCUUCACGUGAGAUGUAUGACUCACAUCAUGAAUCUUGUGGUCCAUGAUGGUUUAAAAGAAACUUCAGUGUCUAUUGAACGUGUAAGGCAUGCAGUGAGAUAUGUUAGGCAGUCUCUUGCAAGGUUGAAGAGGGUUGUUGAAUUUGAAAGUGCAUUUUCACAUUAUGCUUCUAGUGAAAUUGGUUUGAGAUAUUAUCUUGAGCAUUCUUAUAUUGAUGUUGGAAUUCCUACAGUUGCUGUCUAUUUGAAGCAAUUGUUAGCAAAUGAAGAUAUAAUUUUAAGUGAAAUGGCAAAGAAUAUGAAAGAAAAGUUUGAUAAGUAUUGGGAUGAUCCAGGGAAAAUGAACAAGAUAAUUUUUAUCACUUGUACGGGGGCAACUAUACAAGCAGAAGUGGCGAAGUACAUGACUUCAUUAUUCAGUGAGUAUGUAAAGUCCAGCUUAAAAGGUGUUGUGCUUGCUUCAUCUUCAGGCUGUUCUUCAUUGGGCACUUCGACUUCCGGGCUUUCUGGCAGUCAAGCAAGCACCCAAAAUAUAGGACUUUUAGAAUCACUCAUGAAAGAUAUAAAAAACUAUAAAAGUGGGAGUGGAGGUGUUGAUACUAGAACAGAAUUAGAUAAAUAUUUAGGUGAAGAAACUGAGGAUGACACUAAAGAAUUUGAUGUUCUUCUUUGGUGGAAAUUGAACUCAGCUAGAUUUCCUAUUCUUGCGGAGAUGACCCGUGAUGUAUUAGCUGUUCCGGUUUCAAGUGUGGCAUCCGAAUGUGUGUUUCGUACGGGAGGACAUCUUCUUGAUUCAUUUAGGAGUUCAUUAACUCCUAAAUUGGUGCAAGCUCUAGUGUGUCUUCAAGAUUGGCUUCGAAAUGAAAAAUUAAAACAACCCAUUAGUGUUGAGGAAGAUCUUGAUAAAAUCGAGCAGCUUGAACAAGCUUGGCCUGGCCUGCUAUCUUCGCAAAUGCGAACAAUUGUUCGCAAAUGCGACCACAGUUCAAGUCGCAAUUGCGGCGAUGAACUUCGCAAAUGCGAAGGUCGCCUGCCCAACCUCCUGAUCGCAAAUGCGAAGGGUGUUCGCAAAUGCGAUGCUUGCAUUUGUGAGCCAGACUCCGCAAAUGCGAA
Messenger RNA from Nicotiana tabacum (common tobacco), 1265 nucleotides. The record is from RefSeq and is a predicted model, not a curated record. NCBI's taxonomy places the organism in Eukaryota, Viridiplantae, Streptophyta, Magnoliopsida, Solanales, Solanaceae.